Molecule: messenger RNA, 1749 nt
Organism: Physcomitrium patens
Lineage: Eukaryota; Viridiplantae; Streptophyta; Bryopsida; Funariales; Funariaceae
Cellular component (GO): intracellular membrane-bounded organelle
Source: RefSeq, a predicted model, not a curated record
GAUCACUGCUCACCCCCACUGAGGGGCUCCGGGGCAGGUGUGAACGGGUCCUGCCCGGUUGGGGAGGAAGCAAGCGCCUUCUUCGACUUCACGGUUUCGUGAGAUGAGCAAAUCCGCUGCCCUCGUAGCGUCGGGAGACUUCCCCACCUUCGGAAUCCUUCGAUUUGCAGCUGCACCCAUGAAGCAGCUCUUCUUCGUUUACUGGUAUUUCUCUGGUAUUUUAUUUCGUUUUUCUCGUCGAGGAGGUCGAAGUGGGAGAGCGUUGUGGUGAAGUUGUGUGGGUUUUGGUGGGAUCGGUCGCGCUGCAGCCAUGAGUGACACUAGCAGUGGCAAUGACUGGGAGCUUGUCACGGGUGUGAUUUCGUCUCACCCUUCUUUGGAUUCCACUUCUAAUGAUGCGGGCGUUGAAGGAGGUGCUGAGGGAGGUCCUGAUGGAGGGACUGUGGAUUCAGGUGUGGGCUCCGGUUACUUCCUGUGUAAUCCAACCUCUCCCACGAAGCGCAUGGGUUUCCCCAGCUGCGGUGGCAUUGAGAGAUUUGAUGAGAUGAAACCUACCGGAAUGGUGUCAACUGCUGCGCCAGUGGAAGAUUCUUACCCUGUUAAGGAUGUCAAGAACAAGCAGGUUGAGGAUCUUGAUUUCUCAAGCAGCAUUCUGAUGUCUGACAGUUGCAAUGCACAGCUUCAUGAUUUAUCCAAAUUGGAUUGGAUGGAGCCCCUGCCUCCAGGCACUGAACAUCGGCUUCUAGAACACGAAGGUAGUGAACUUGGAAGUACAAGCAAUCCAGAUUCUUUUUCGUCUAAAAUCAAGGCCACGUUGGAACGUGAAUCACGUCAAGUUGGUCCAUUACUGGGCUCAUGCAUGUCUGCUCCAUCUUCUCCAAUAAUUGUCAGUCGAGAUAAUUCGUUUCGACGCAGUCUCAGUGAUGACAUCGUAGGUGAAGCCAUUGGUGGUGAUGCUACUUCUCAGCGUCCGUGUCUAACAGCAGUGGAGGCAGAUACAUUAUCAAGUGUUGAGCAUGAGAUACUCUUGGCACACUCUGCUCUCAUAUCUCCAGACUCAGAUGCAGCUUUGCACAAGAUAGGCGUGUCGCGCGAGGAGGGCUCGACAUCUUCACUUCAAGAUGAGUGUGCCUCUGAAACCUGGUGGAGUAAACAAGUGUAUGGUCGACAAGCUAGUACAUAUUGGUCUCUUGCUUUAGCUGCGGCUGUGAUGGGCCUUUUCAUUAUUGGGCAUCGAUGGCAAUACAAGCGACGCCAAAACCAGCAGCUUCGUUUGCGCCUCAUCGCAAAAGAUGAGAAGAUAGGUCAGCUCAUUUUGCAGCUGGCUCGUUUGAAGGAAGCAUUGUCAGGUCGGCGGCGAGUGCCCGUCCUGCGGUCCGGCUCUUAUCUAGGACUAGGCUCUUUCAACUGCUAUUAGACUGGGUCACUUGCUUCUCAUGUCUUGCUUACUUCUACGUGAGCUCUUAGGAAAGUGAUGAUGAAAAACUAGAUAAAACUAUGAAAUACUGUUUAAAUCCUCUGUAAAUUUUGUUAAAUAGUGGGUUAAGAGUUUGACACAGCAGGUCGCUGAAACGUUUAGAAUUCCGAAGCAGAUGAGUUCGAUAGUGCUCACUGUGUCGAGUUCUUUGACCAGAUAAUUAUGCCUUUUGCAAGCUUAGCUAUGUGAAGCUUAAUUUGGGGUGUGACUAUAUCUGGAUUGAAACUAAACCAGAAAAUUAUAUGAGACUUGCUUUACAAGAAUUAAUAAGA